GCUGCGGGUAGUGGAAAAACUAAUUCAAAAUCAAGUGUCAAAGUGUACGGUUGUAUUCCAUGGGCGCAAUAGAGCAGCAAACUCAUAUACAAGAUGCCGGCUGGACACCGCUGUUACUUGUGAUCUGCGUGACUGUUACAAUAGGUACUACUGUACCUGUGGGCUAUUUCUUUGGCGUGCUCAAUGCGCCCGCUGCUGUCAUCAAGCGCUGGUGCCAUGAGAUUCUGGACAGCGAAUAUGACACAGAGAGCGAUGCAGAUGACUUAAAUCUGUUGUGGAGCUUUAUAGUCUCUGUUUAUUUGAUUGGCGGCAUUUGUGGCUCCUGCUUUGGCGCUUGGUUUAGCAACAAAUUCGGACGCAAGGGCUGUCUGCUUAUUAGCUGCAUGUUGCUGCUGAUCAGCGCUUUGUUGUUUGCGUUUUGUCGCGUCACCAAGUCGCUGGAGCUGCUGAUGCUUGGACGCUUUGCUGGCGGCAUUGCAUCUGCUUUAAUCUUUACCGCACAGCCUAUGUAUCUGUUGGAGCUGGCGCCGAAUAGCUUAAGCGGUAGUGUGGGCGUUUUUACCUGCAUAGGCGUUACCGGUGGCAUAUUGCUGGCGCAGCUGCUCACCUUGCCGGAGCUGCUGGGCAAUGAGCAACUUUGGCCACAUGCUUUAGCUGCUUAUGCAUUGCUGGUGCUGCUUUGCCUGCUGCCACUUUGGCGCUUUCCCGAGAGUCCACGUUGGCUGUAUUUGAUUAAAGGCGAUACUGCUGGCAGCGAGGCAGCGCUGCAGCGUCUGCGUGGCAAGCAGGCGUGUGUGCAACAAGAGCUGCAACAGCUACAGUACACACAAUCCAACAUGAACAAGGCUCAUACGCUGUCUCAGGCUCUGCGCGAAACGCAGCUGCGUUUGCCUUUGUUGCUAGUUUGCAUUCUCCAAGCCUCGCAGCAGCUCAGCGGCAUUAAUGCGAUCUUCUUCUACUCACUGUCCAUUCUCACUGAGGCGGGCUUUAGCGCCAGCUUUGCCACUUGGCUAAAUCUUGGACUUGGCAGCUUUAAUCUCUGCGCCUCCUUGCUGAGCCCGCUGCUGCUGCAUCGCUUUGCACGUCGUCCUUUAAUUUUUAUCUCCUGCGCUCUAUGUGCAUUCAGCUUACUCUGCAUGUCCUUUGCUCUAUAUUUUAUGCUUAGCACGCAGAGUUUAGCGUUGCGUUAUGUCUGCAUAGUCUUUAUACUGCUUUUUAUACUCGGAUUUCAGCUGGGCCUAGGACCUAUAGCCUUCUUUAUAGGCUCCGAGCUGCUGGAGGAUGCAGGACGUCCUGUGGCCAUGUCUGCGGGCAGUUUGUUCAGCUGGCUGGGCAACUUUCUUAUUGGCAUGUGUUUUCCACUGCUCCAAAGCGUCUGGAGCAGCUUUGCCUUUCUACCUUGCAUGUGUGUUUGCAUUUUCUGCUUGCUCUUCAGCUGGCGCUAUUUACCCGAGACUCUUGGCCGCGAGCCCAAGGACGUGGCGCCGCUUAUGAGCAAAGGUCUGCGCUCUAAGGUUAACUAAACGAGGUCUGUAGUAGCGAACUAAU
Drosophila busckii is the source of this 1548-nucleotide messenger RNA. It is a transcript of the gene sut2, whose product is annotated as solute carrier family 2, facilitated glucose transporter member 7. Gene Ontology annotation, biological process: monosaccharide transmembrane transport. The record is from RefSeq and is a predicted model, not a curated record. The transcript is spliced from 5 exons. Gene Ontology annotation, molecular function: hexose transmembrane transporter activity. Gene Ontology annotation, cellular component: membrane. Lineage: Eukaryota; Metazoa; Arthropoda; Insecta; Diptera; Drosophilidae. The coding region runs from base 60 to 1523 and encodes 487 amino acids.